Molecule: messenger RNA, 1728 nt
Organism: Acanthoscelides obtectus
Lineage: Eukaryota; Metazoa; Arthropoda; Insecta; Coleoptera; Chrysomelidae
Source: the annotation of a GenBank genome assembly
AUGGAUACGAUUCACAAGACGGACAUAAUCCUAAAGGAACAAAGCUCUGCAAAUACAAAUGUAUAUUACAUUCAUAUCAAACAAGAGAAGACUAGUCUGUACCCGAAUGUAAUUAUGAGAGGAACAAAAUUAAUAUUGAUGGAGGUAGGAAAUGUAAAAUUUCUGGAUUCUCUCAAUUAUUUUCCUAUGCCUCUAACUGCUCUACCCAAGGCGUUUGAUUUGAAAGAGCUAAAGAAAGGAUACUUUCCACAUUUAUUCAACACUUUGGCUCAUCAGAAUUAUGUAGGGCCAAUUCCAGCGCUCGACUUCUACGAUCCCGACCAUUUAAAGGAAGACGCUCGGGAAAAAUUAUUAAAAUGGCAUGGCGAAAGACAAGCGGAGGGAUACGUUUUUGAUUUUCAGAAAGAAAUCGUUGAAUACUGUAUCUCCGAUGUGGAAAUAUUGACACAGGCGUGUCUCAAAUUUCGAGACCUGAUGAAAACCGAAACCACAGUCGAUCCCUUCCAGGAAAGCACCACUAUUGCAUCAUGCUGUAACAAAGUCUUUAGACGCAAUUUUUUAAAACCUGAGACGAUCGGGAUUCUACCGAACCAGAACUUAUAUCACCCCGUUUUACCGUCAAAAAUGAACAACAAAUUGAUGUUUGUUAACUGUCAAAAAUGUGGUGAAGAUUUCGUUCGAGAAGAGUGUCAGCAUUCUAUUCAAGAAAGAAGCCUAAAAGGAACUUGGGUGAUAGAAGAGGUGCUCAAAGCUAUUGAAAAAGGUUACCAGAUUAUAGAGACUUACGAAAUAUGGGAAUACGAUACAAUUCAGCUCAGUAAAGACCAAGAGGGGUUAUUUAGCGGAAUGAUGAACAAGUUUCUACAAAUAAAACAACAAGCUUCAGGAUGGCCCAAACAUUGCUUAACGGAUGAAGAAAAAAACCGUUAUAUUGAUGCAUUUUUGGAUAGAGAAGACAUAAAGCUGGAAUUUUCAAAAAUUAUAGAGAACCCCUGUUUGAGAUCGUUAGCUAAACUUAUGCUGAAUUCCUUUUGGGGUAAAUUUGCUCAAAAAGAAAACCAAAACAAAACCUCAAUAGUCAGAGACUGUGGUGAAUUCUUUGAUAUGCUGACUAAUCCUUCUAUUCAUGUAAAUACAGUUCUACCGGUAAACGAAGAAACCCUUCUCAUAACUUGGGAAUUUAGAGAAGAGGCCUAUGACGUUUCUUCAACGGUUAACGUUGUAUUGGCUUCAUAUGUCACGGCCCUAGCUAGACUAAAAUUAUAUUCAUUCUUGGAGAAAGUGGAAGAAAGGGCAGUUUACGUAGAUACAGAUUCAUGUAUUUAUAUCUCUCGUAAGGGAUUAGACGACAUAUCUACAGGCGACUUCAUAGGUGAUAUGACCGAUGAGCUCAAUGGGGGUUUCAUAUCAGAGUUUGUUUCUGGAGGACCUAAGAACUACGCCUACAAAUAUACUACUUUGUCUGGAGAGGAACAGAUCGUAUGUAAAGUAAAAGGCAUAUCACUCAACUACAAGGCAUCCCAAGUAGUCAAUUUUGAGAAAAUAAAAGACAUGGUGCUGAAGAAAUCUGAUCCUGUUUCUGUACUUUCUCGACAGCUACGACGUACAAGAGAGCAUGCAGUAGUAACAGUCGAGUUUCCUAAGGUAUACAAGAUAACUUCAAUGAAAAGGAAAUUCUAUGAAGAUCAUACCUCUGUACCAUUUGGAUUUAAGAAAAUAAAGUAUUGA